AUGAAAUUAAACAGUAAUACCGAAAUCGUGGGGCACAAUAUACUAUUAGUACCUUACAGAGAAAAUCAUGUACCUAAAUAUCAUGAAUGGAUGAAGUCAGAAGACUUGCAAAAACUGACAGCAUCGGAACCCUUGACAUUAGACGAAGAAUUUGAAAUGCAAAAAUCAUGGCGCGAAGAUGAAGAUAAAUGUACUUUCAUUAUAUUGGAUAAAUCCAUUUACGAUCAAAUUAAUAAUGAAAUAGAAUCAAUGAUUGGAGACACAAACAUUUUUAUAGUUGAUCAGGAAUAUGCAAUAGGUGAAAUAGAAAUAAUGAUAGCUGAACCAUCUGCCCGAGGAAAAAAACUGGGUUGGGAAGCAGUCAUAUUAAUGCUUUUGUAUGGUAUUCAAUAUAUUCAAUUAAAGGUAUUUGAAGCAAAGAUUUCCUUAUCAAAUGAAAUAAGCAUCAAUAUGUUUAAAAAGUUAGGAUUCCAAGAGAAAUCUAGAAGUGAAAUAUUCCAGGAAAUUACAUUAGAAAAAGAAGUUAGCAUGGAAUGGAUUGAAUGGUUAAGCAAAGAGGUACAAUAUAAAAUUAAGAGUUGUUGA
Messenger RNA from Arctia plantaginis, 585 nucleotides. The record is from the annotation of a GenBank genome assembly. Lineage: Eukaryota; Metazoa; Arthropoda; Insecta; Lepidoptera; Erebidae.